AUGUACCAAAGUAUGUUGUGUUCCACAGAACCAGAUUUGAAGCUGGAUCCGUAUACUGAUAUGGAAUUGGGUGAGAAAGUGGACACUGCUACCUGGUUAGCAUGUGCCACGGAUGUGGGCCAGUUGUGUCAGACCAGNGAAUUGGUGGAGAAAGUGGACACUGCUACCUGCCCCGCCAAAGGGAGCAAGAAACCGAAACCGAACCCGCCGAAAACGUACGCGAAUGCAGGGAUGGCCGAUUCUGACCCCACCAACCGAGGUUGCAAGGUGACUAGCAAAGGGAAGACAGCACUUGGUUCUGCUGUAUCGCGAGUAGUCAGGACGCUCAUUGCCGAAGCCACUAGUGUUGAACCUUUUGACAAAGGCAGGAGUUAA
Molecule: messenger RNA, 375 nt
Organism: Echinostoma caproni
Lineage: Eukaryota; Metazoa; Platyhelminthes; Trematoda; Plagiorchiida; Echinostomatidae
Source: the annotation of a GenBank genome assembly